Molecule: messenger RNA, 3954 nt
Organism: Asparagus officinalis (garden asparagus)
Lineage: Eukaryota; Viridiplantae; Streptophyta; Magnoliopsida; Asparagales; Asparagaceae
Product: syndetin
Biological process (GO): retrograde transport, endosome to Golgi; endocytic recycling
Cellular component (GO): EARP complex
Molecular function (GO): SNARE binding
Source: RefSeq, a predicted model, not a curated record
AAAAAACAAGCAUCACAGUCCGAAAUCGUUGCCAUCUCUCGAGUCUCGUAUUCAACUCCUCUUUCCUAAAUUUCUCUGUCAUCACUCAUCACCGAUCUCAGAACUCCCAAAUAAUUAAUUAAAAAAUCUCAAGCUCACGAAUCGAUGAGGCGGGAGUGAGAUGCGACGAGAUCCAUCGGGGCUUCCUUCGUUCUCCGGCGGCGGAGGUGGAAGCGGCGGCGACGGUCGAUCGAUCGACGAUUUCGAGGUUUCUCCAGGGCCGCUGCUAUUCUUGCCGCUGCUCUUGCUCCAAGGAGGCGGCAUGGAUCUCACUAGGGUUGGGGAGAAGAUCCUCAGCUCUGUUCGUUCUGCUAGAUCUCUUGGAUUGUUGCCAGCACCGCUGGCUUCUGAUCGGCCUGAGGUGCCAGCUCGUGCAGCAGCUGCAGCUGCUGUUGCUCGAGCUUUAGCUGGAAUGCCUCCACAUCAAAGACUUGCCCUUCCAUCAAAUUCAGAAGAAAUGGUCUCAAUUUAUGGAACCAGGUCGCAAGAUCACGUCAUAGAAGAACUGGAGGAAAAUUUCUAUGAAGAGGAUUUUGAUCCAGUCAAAUACAUUUUGGAGAAUAUUCCAUCUGAAGAAGCUGAUGCUUUCUAUUUUGAAGAGAAGGCAACUCUUCGGUUACUACAGUUGGAUAGAAUAACAGAACGUCUGUCCCGACAUGUGAUGGAGCACCAUGAAGAAAUGGUGAAGGGGAUGCAAUUAGUGAUGGAACUGGAGCAAGACUUAAAAGUUGCAAAUGUCAUUUGCAGGAAUGGGCGAAGACACAUAUCUUCUUCUAUGCACGAGGUGUCACGGGAUCUGGUUGUCCAUUCAAAUUCAAAAAAGAAACAAGCUUUAUUGGACAUACUUCCUAUUCUUACCGAUCUUCAUCAUGCUGUAGACAUGCAGAUGGAACUUGAAACUCUGGUUCAGGAAGGAAACUACUUCCGGGCAUUUCAACUGUUACCUGAGUACUUGCAAGUUCUGGAGAGUUAUUCCGAACUCUCUGCUGUUCAAGAAAUGGGCCGUGGUAUAGAGGCUUGGCUAACUAGGACACUUCAAAAGCUUGAUUCACUAUUAUUAGGAGUAUGCCAAAUGUUCAACAAAGAGAGCUACGUAACUGCAGUUGAUGCUUAUGCCUUAGUAGGAGAUGUAGCCGGUCUGGCCGAGAAAAUUCAGAGCUUCUUUAUGCAGGAAGUUCUAUCCGAAACUCAUUCUGUAUUGAAGGAUAUCGUCCAAGAGGAAAUUGGAAACAAUGCACAGAGAAACAGGCUUACAUACAGCGAUCUCUGCUCCUUGAUACCUGAAUCCAAGUUUAGGCAGUGCUUGUUGAAUACUCUGGAUGCAUUAUUUAGGCUAAUGUGUUCAUAUUAUGCAAUCAUGAGCUUUCAGCCAGAGGAAAGGGGUUCAGAAUAUCAAAUCUCAAACAUUGAGUUGAGUAGUAGUAAUGGAUCUCAAUGUGGGGGAGAUGGUCUUCUAUCUGAUUCGGGGGUUUCAAGAGAUCCAGGUGAUUUGUUUGAACCAGUCAUUGAAGUAAAAGGUCUGUCUCCGGAGGAGAAUGCUGAUGCCUCCUGUGCCUCAUUGGGUGGUGAUAUAACAGGACAUGGAUCCACAUCCCCAAGUACAUCUUCUGUUUCCGUGGAUGAUGUUCAUAUUUCUUUGUCAAGCAGUGAAUCUCCUUUUUAUCAGCUAAGGAAAGAUGCCGCUGCAUUUGUUUCUCAAACUCUGGAAAGAGGACGGAGAAACUUAUGGCAACUAAUAACAAGUCGUGUAUCUGUAUUGCUCUCUUGUUCUGCUGUUAGCUCAAGCAGCACAUUCCAGUUUCUGAAAAACUAUGAAGAUCUUAAUAUAUUUAUUUUGGCUGGUGAAGCAUUCUGUGGGCUUGAAGCUACUGAGUUCAGGCGGAGACUAAGGAGUGUUUCUGAAAAUUACAUGGCAGCAUUCCACAAGCAGAAUGUUUAUGCACUCAAAAUGGUACUGGAGAAGGAGAGCUGGGUUAAGAUUUCUGGAGACACACACCAAGUAAUUAGUCUGGCCGGUCUUAUUGGUGAUGGUGCCCCCCUAAUUGUGUCCUCUGCAACCAAUACUUCCACGUUGUCAUUGCUUCGCUCCAAAAAAAUAUCAGAGAAGGUCGACACUGGGAGGCAGAACAAUGGAUUUUCUUAUUGGCUAAGAAUUAGUAAUCCAUUUUCAUCAAAGCUGACAAGUGGCUCUUAUGAAUCAUUAAAUGCUCAAAUAUUGGUCAAUGGGUCACCAACAUCAGGGCUGGCUGAUGCAAAUGACGAUACCUCGCAUUGUGAUAGAAUUUCUGAAAAAAGCCACUCUCAAGGUCAUGCUAAUGGUAAUAGCUCUGCUGUGGAAGAUGAAAAUGAGGAUCUUCUAGCUGACUUUAUUGAUGAGGAUAGUCAGCUGCCCAGUCGAAUAUCCAAACCUAUGCAUGCAAAAAACAGUACUGCCAACUGGAAUGAUGAGGAGGUUUCUUCUCAAACAGGGUCCUCCAUUUGCCUAUUGAGGUUGAUGGACAAAUAUGCCAGGCUCAUGCAGAAACUAGAGAUAGUUAAUGUUGAGUUUUUUAAGGGCAUCUGCCAGCUGUUUGGGAUAUUCUACCAUUUUGUAUUUGAAACUUUUGGUCAGAGGGAUACGAGUCAAAGCGGGAAGUUUCCGCCAGAUUAUCUACCAUCUCGCCUCAAAACUGCGUUAUCAAAAGUUCUGCAAGAUUGUGACCAGUGGAUAAGACCUCAAAAUCUAUCAUUUUCUUCCUCCUCGCCUACAUCAUUAAACACAUCUUUCUCCCACAUUGACAUAAUGCCCACUAUUCCAUCUAGCACAAUCAUCGGAUAUGCUCCUAAUACUUCAUUUGGAUUGAAGGAAAGGUGUGCAGCUGCUGACACGAUCUCUCUUAUUGCUCGCGUGCUACACAAAUCCAAAGCUCAUAUCCAGUCCAUGCUAUUGCAACAUAAUGCAACUAUAGUUGAAGAUUUUUAUGGGAAUGUGGUUGAUUCUGUACCAGACCUGACGGAGCAUAUACAUAGGACAACUGCAAGAAUGCUUCUUCAUAUCAGUGGGUAUGCAGAUAAGAUCGCCAAUGCUAAGUGGGAAGUAAAAGAUCUAGGUCUCGAGCAUAAUGGGUAUGUUGACUUGUUAUUGGGAGAGUUCAAACAUUAUCAUACAAGGCUCGCGCAUGGUGGAAUCUCUAAGGAGGUCCAAGAUCUCCUUUUAGACUAUGGACUUGAAAAUGUUGCGGAAACACUCAUUGAAGGUCUAUCACGAGUAAAGAGAUGCACAGAUGAAGGAAGAGUGUUGAUGUCGUUAGAUCUUCAGGUUUUGAUUAAUGGACUCCAACACUUUGUCUCCGUUGGCGUCAAGACAAAAUUGCAAGUCGUUGAAACAUUCAUUAAGGCCUUUUAUCUUCCAGAGACGGAGUACGUGCACUGGGCACGGUCUCAUCCAAAAGUAUACAAAAGCCAAAUUGUAGAUUUAGUUCACUUAUUAGCCACCAUGAAGGGUUGGAAAAGGAAGACUAGGUUGGAGACAAUAGAAAGGAUCGAGGCAAGCAAUUGAGUAUUGAUGUACAAGCACACAUGUAAAGUCAUAUUUUGUGUUUUAUUUAUUUAUUUUUCCUUCAUUAUGUAGAUGUAAAAUAGAUAUAUAUUAUAACCCCAUUGAUUCCGGCCCUGUAUAUCCUUGCAAAGAGGUAUGUCAUUUGUAUCAUAUAGGAGGAAGAAAUCGGGAUCUACUCUGACCUCCUUCCCCCAAUAAAGUAUAGAUCACUAUUAUUAUUUGAAGCUGCUAAGCUUCCAGCAUAGGGUAGCUUAUUAAGUAUAUGAAUGUGUUUUUUUCCCAAUUUUUCUUUUUGGAGCAAAGAAAAAUGUAUCAGAAAGUGUAAGAACUGAACAAGUAACGCUCAAAAUAUCUUCCAUUUGUUGUAUUUUUGUUCA